AUGGCUUCUUUAGCAGCAACGAGACGAACCCAUUUGAACCCAAGCAUAUCCAAGCUCUCUCCCCUCUUCUUCUGCACCUCACCCGACUCCAAAUCCACAAACCCGACAUCCGAUGAAGGCAUCCCCGCUCCCCCAAAUCCAGAUUCCGACUCCUCCGCCGCCGUUUUACCAUUCCGCCGCCGGGGCCCGGAGAAAGUCGAGGACGUCAUCUGCCGGAUGAUGGCGAAUAGGCCCUGGACGACUCGACUUCAGAACUCGAUCCGAAACCUCGUCCCGAGCUUCGACCCCGAGCUCGUCUACAAUGUGCUGCACGGCGCCAAAUACUCGGAGCACGCGCUCCAGUUCUUUCGAUGGGUCGAGCGGUCGAAUCUUUUUCAGCACAACAGAGAAACCCACCUCAAAAUCAUCGAGAUUCUUGGUCGGGCCUCGAAGCUCAAUCACGCCAGGCGCAUUUUGCUGGACAUGCCCAAAAAGGGCCUCGAGUGGGACGAGGAUUUGUGGGUCCUGAUGAUCUACAGCUAUGGGAAAGUUGGGAUUGUCCAGGAGAGCGUGAAGCUGUUCCAGAAGAUGGAGGAAUUGGGAGUCGAGCGGGGAUUGAAGUCAUACGACGCUCUGUUUAAGGUAAUCCUGCGCAGGGGCCGGUACAUGAUGGCCAAGAGGUACUACAACAAGAUGCUGGCUGAAGGCCUUAAGCCGACUCGUCACACAUUCAAUAUCUUGUUAUGGGGAUUUUUUCUCUCAGGCAAAGUCGAGACGGCCAAUCGGUUUUUCGAGGACAUGGAGAGUCGUGAUAUUGCGCCCGAUUUGGUGACAUACAACACGUUGAUCAACGGUUACUACCGUGUCAAGAAAGUCGAGGAGGCGGAAAAAUAUUUCGUCGAGAUGAAGGGGAGGAACAUUGAACCGAAUGUGAUUACAUACACGACUUUGAUCAAAGGUUAUGUUUCGGUCGAGCGGGUUGAUGAUGCUUUGAGACUGUUGGAGGAGAUGAAAGGAUUUGGUAUCAAGCCGAAUGCAGUCACUUACUCGACACUGUUGCCCAUCCUGUGUGAUGCUGAGAGAAUGCUUGAGGCCCGAAUUGUGCUGAAGGAGAUGGUGGCUAAGUUUAUUCAGCCUAAAGAUUACUCGAUUUUCGUGAGGUUGAUGUCCAGUCAGUGA
Messenger RNA from Striga hermonthica, 1158 nucleotides. Lineage: Eukaryota; Viridiplantae; Streptophyta; Magnoliopsida; Lamiales; Orobanchaceae. The record is from the annotation of a GenBank genome assembly.